UGCCACAAGUGAGUCUUCAAGAAAAGCAGCAACAAAUAAGAAUAUUAAGAUUCUGCAUGAUGUGCCACUCAUGCCAGAAACUAGAGUUGCAAGGAGACAAUCAUUCUGCAGAAGCUAUCUGUUUGGAGCUUCCACAACAGUCAUACCAUCAAUGUGAUCAAUCUUCCAUCCCAAGUUGUUCUGAUGGUGUAUUCUCUCAUGAAAGGCCAAGUGUGAAAAUGAAACUUGAUAACAUCUGGAAUAACAAAUUACAAGUUCAAGGGGAGUGCACAAGUACAUGUGAUGGGGAGUCAAAAGAAGAAUUUGCAACAACAAAAACUCAAAGUUUCUUAUAUUCUGGGACAAAAUGGAGGGACUUCCGUCCAGAGAUUACACUUGAAGCGGUACUGGAACAGAGAAUCUUAAGAAUCGGGAUGCUAUACACAAUGUCACUUCUGGCGCCUUGCAUUUUGUUGGUGAUUCAUUGGUUCCUGAUACCACAGAUUAAAACUGGCUGGAGAGUGCCAAAGUUCUCCAACAGCGUGCUGCAGAUGAGUGAAUUCGUUUGGAAGAACUGCGCGAGAAGGGUUGGAUCUGCAACAUUCAUUCUCAAGCAUCAAGAUCAUUUAUCAGGUAAGUUACGGAUCUUUGUUUAGAGUUUCAUCACACAAUCAGUCUAUGGAACAUGAUAAAAUUGACAUUUACCAGAAAUUCCAUUGCACUAAAUUUUUCAACAUGCAUUAAAGUUAAACCUAACUCUGAGCAUGAAGUUGUAUGUUUUGGUUUAAACCUAACUCUGAGCAUGAAGUUAUACGUUUUUGUUUAAGCUGGAACGUAAAUCUGAUUCACAAGCAGCCAACAUCUGUCACACUUCUUGCGUUAAAAUUCUCUAAUAUCUGUCGCUGUCACAUUAUACAUUCAAAAAGUUAAGUAUGUGUAAACCAUUUGCAAAUCAGUCUUAGAAGUGAAAGGUGUUGAUGCAGGAUUAGUUGCUCACCUACAUUCUCAAACCUUUUACUACACUUUAUAGCUUAUUCUCUUCAGUCUUCAAUAUUCAUAUUCCUCCCUAUGAAGGAUAUAUUCAUAUGCCUGUCUAAAUGUGGAAAACAAAGCCUGACAGGCACUUCUUCUCUGGCUAGUUAUUCAUUCUGAGGUAUCAAUAACAGUUUAUAUCAGUUCUGUACUCCAUCUUGUUGAAAGCAAGAAGGAUUUUUGAGGGUUGAAGCCUUUCAAGUGUCAUUUCUGUGCGUUGUCUCUUAAGGUCCAUUUUAUGUUAUAAUUCCGUUGAUUAUAGCUAGUGAAUUAUGAAUUGUAACUUCUAAGGGAAGAGCAUUUUUGUUCUAAUACCAUCAGUAACAAAACAAUGCUAGAUGUUAUCUAUUUUACAAUUAUAAUGCCUUGAAACUUGAAUAGCUUCCAAAUUAAUUUGAAGCAUCAUUCAUGUUUUAGGAAAUACUCCAUUAGCUAACAAGAUUCUCUUGAACGUGUUUCAUAAGAAAAUGAUUAUUUUCGUGAUAAUACAGGUUCCGUGUAUUUUGUGUGUUAAUUUAACUUAUGUGGAUUUGUUAGAAUUUAUUCAACAGGUUAGUCCAUCGACAACUAACUAGUGCUCAUAUUUUACUCCAUUUAACUCUAAUCUUUCUCA
Molecule: messenger RNA, 1624 nt
Organism: Solanum dulcamara
Lineage: Eukaryota; Viridiplantae; Streptophyta; Magnoliopsida; Solanales; Solanaceae
Exons: 7
Coding region: 57-635 (192 amino acids)
Source: RefSeq, a predicted model, not a curated record